Bicyclus anynana (squinting bush brown) is the source of this 672-nucleotide messenger RNA. Its product is annotated as cuticle protein 19-like. The record is from RefSeq and is a predicted model, not a curated record. Gene Ontology annotation, cellular component: extracellular matrix. The coding region runs from base 50 to 463 and encodes 137 amino acids. The transcript is spliced from 4 exons. Lineage: Eukaryota; Metazoa; Arthropoda; Insecta; Lepidoptera; Nymphalidae.
AUCAGUUGACUGCUUGACUCAGCAACAAGAACAAUACAAAUCAAUCAAAAUGUUCGCCAAGGUGUUAUGCUUCGCCACCCUCGUAGUGCUAGCGGUCGCCCAACAUGGACACGGACACGGUCACGCUUACUCCUCGCAGCACAUCUCCCGACAUGACGGACAUCCCGAGGUCGUGCACCACGGACAUGGCGAACAUGGUGAACAUGGCCACGGACAUCACGGACAUGUUGACUACUACGCGCACCCAAAAUACGAGUUCGAAUACAAAGUGGAGGAUCACCACACCGGAGACAUCAAGUCGCAGCACGAGAACCGCGACGGAGACGUCGUGAAGGGAUACUACGCGCUGCACCAGCCUGAUGGACAUGAGAGGACCGUACACUACCACGGUGAUCACCACACUGGCUUCCACGCUGACGUGAAAUUCGACACUCAUCAUCACAUCCCCAAGCAUCAUCAUUAAAACUAGAAACAAGCAAUGAAAACGGUAGUUUUACGAAUACAAGCGAUCUGUGAUGUAAAUACUUGUUCUGUUACUUUUGUCUUGAGUUAGGCAAUUUUUACGAUUUUUAAAGUUUGUUCCUUCUGUAUUGUUAUCAUCUUGUUCAUUGUUGCUACGUUGUUAAUUAAUUUUACGACUACUUCGAUAUGAUCUGAAAUUAAACGCGUUUU